Lepisosteus oculatus (spotted gar) is the source of this 5337-nucleotide messenger RNA. NCBI's taxonomy places the organism in Eukaryota, Metazoa, Chordata, Actinopteri, Semionotiformes, Lepisosteidae. The record is from RefSeq and is a predicted model, not a curated record.
AUGUUAACAACAGUGAGCUCCCCUACAGCCCUCCACCAACAGCAGUGCCCUCUACAGCUCCCAGUCCCUGCUCACUUUCAUUUCCACCUGUAUGGAAGGGAUGUGGGAAACCUCAGAGUAAUUGUCCAAAAAAGAGAUGGUUCCAAGACAGUGAUUUGGUCACACUCAAACAGCACAGGGAACCAGUGGAAUGCAGAAUAUGUCAAUGUGGGGCAAAGUCUGGAAAAUUACUGGAUCUUGUUCAGCAGCCUGCCUAGGCUGAACCUGAAUGACAUCCCAACAGCAACAGAUGACAUUGCCCUGGAUGACAUAUCCUUUAAAAACUGUGAAACUUCCUAUCAACCACCAGUCUUGCCUCCCUUUAACUGUUCUUUUGAGGCUGACAUGUGUGGCUGGAUUCAGGGGGGUGCUGAUGACUUUGAUUGGGAGAGGAGAUCUGGGCCGACAGAGUCUCAUAACACAGGACCAGUGGGGGAUCACACCACAGGCACAGGGAACUAUUUGUAUAUUGAAAGCUCUAUGCCCAGGAGAGAAGGGGAUGUUGCUCAGUUAAGGACUCCUUUGUUGGGCUCUUCUGGGCUUCAUGGGUACUGCCUGACCUUCUGGUAUCAUAUGUUUGGAGCCACUGUUGGAACCUUAAGGAUGUAUCUGCAAAAGAGUCUUCAUCAGCCCAAAACACUGAUAUGGCAGAGGAAGGGGACAGUGGGAGAUGAGUGGAGAAAGGCCCAGAUUCAUGUGGUUCUCCAGGAUGUUCAUGAAAUAAUGUUGGAAGCCACUGUUGGCGGACCUGCAGGAGACAUUGCAAUUGAUGACAUUUCAUUUGUCCCUGGAACUUGUCCACCAUCUGACCUUUGUGAUUUUGAAGAGAAUGACUGUAAUUGGAUCCAAGAGACAGAUGACGACUAUGACUGGAUUAGAGGAUUUGGAGGGACUCCUAGUGCUGACACUGGACCAAGCUUUGAUCAUACAACAAACACGGCUACCGGUCACUAUUUUUAUCUAGAAACCUCCAGUCCUCACAGACCAGGGCAAAAGGCAAGAAUGGUUUCUCCAGCGUUCCCAGCAGGGAAGAACAGGUGUUUACAAUUUUGGUAUCACAUGUAUGGAGUAGGCAUUGGAACCUUAAAUGUGUACAAUCAAGAUGAAUGUGUUGGGAAUCAGUCUCUUAUAUUCUCUCAAACUGGAAAUCAAGGAGUGCUAUGGAGGUUUGCCCAGACAAGCCUUGAAGAAUGCCAGGCAUCAUCAUUCAGAAUUGUAUUUGAAGGGAUAAAAGGGGCCACUGACAAAGGAGACAUUGCCAUAGAUGAUAUUCUGGUGUUUAAUGGACCAUGUUCUCCUGCUGGAUACUGUGACUUUGAGACCAAUUUGUGUGGAUGGACAAACAUUGAGGUUGUGGAUGAGGGUGACUGGAUUCGAAGCAGAGGGAACACUCCCAACAUCAAUACUGGGCCUGGUAUUGAUCAUACUACCAACACCACAAAGGGUUACUAUGUUUAUGCAGACAGUUCUGUGGGAUCACCUGGAGACAGAAUAAUGCUGGUCAGUGAAAUAUUUCAGCCAGCAGUGGAAGGAAGCUGUCUAUCAUUCUGGUAUCAUAUGUAUGGCCAAAACAUUGGGAACCUAAGUCUUUACAUCAAUAACAGGACACUCCAUACAAAUGGAAACAAACUUGGAUCUCUGAUUUGGAGAAAAUCUGGAAAUCAAGGGAACAAUUGGUCUGAAGGCAUGGUUACUGUGGACUUUUGGGAACCAUACUGGUUCAUAUUUGUGUAUGAAAAAGGAUUGGGUUUGAUGGGAGAUGUGGCCCUUGAUGACAUACAGCUUCUCCUGGGCUUGUGCUCCACCUCUCCUUCCGUCACAGCUGUGCCAACUCUGCCACCCACUCAGAUGCCCGGUGCCAAUGACUGUGACUUUGAAGUGGACCUCUGUGGCUGGCAGCAGGACCCAAAUGAGGGUUCUGAUUGGCGAAGGCAGCAGGGGUCAAUGGGGACAGGCUCGUUGGGACCAGCAGAAGAUCAUACUACUGGGAGUGUGAGAGGUCAUUAUAUAUUGGUUGAAGGAAAUGGCCAGACUGAAAAAGCUGUUGCAAGAAUUCGCUCCCCUCUUGUGGCUGUUGGUCUGGAAGGACUCUGUCUGAUGUUCUGGUAUCACAUGUAUGGUGGCAAGGUUGGCUCUCUGAUUGUGUCUUAUGGCAACGCAUCAAAUAAGACAAUGUUGUGGAUGAAGACAGGAACUUGGGGACCACAGUGGAACUAUGCACAAAUUCAUAUCACUGGUGCUCAUAAUAUCCAGAUCAUCUUUGAAGGCAUAAGAGAAGAUGGUGCCAUUGCCCUGGAUGACAUAUCAUUUAACCCAGACUCCUGCCCUUCAGCUAGAGAGUGUGACUUUGAGAAUGGGGUGUGUGGCUUUACCCAGGACAACACUAAUGAUUUUGACUGGAUUCUGGAAUCUGGUUCAAAUAACCCCAUUGGCCCUCUGAUUGAUCACAGCUAUGGCAGUGAAUAUGGCCAUUAUAUGCACUUUGCAACACCAACACCUCUUCAAUCACCAGUCAAGGGUUACUUGGACAGCCCAACAUACCUGCCUUCCAGAUAUUGCUUGAAGUUUUGGUAUUACAUAUCAGGCAGUGGUGUGAGGUCCCUCAGAGUAUAUGGGAGGAGACUCCAGACACUCUUCAAGUCAAUGUGGAGCUCAGAGGGGACCCAGGAGGAUGAGUGGCUUGUAGCCCAAGUUGACAUUCACUCUCCUGCUGCCUUUCAGGUAACAUUUGAGGGGAACAUUGACAGUGGAGUGAUGAGUGUUAUAGCUGUGGAUGAUAUUGAUAUUCGAGAAGGGGGUUGCAUACCAUUGGGAUCAUGUGAUUUUGAAGAUGACUCCUGCACUUGGAAGAAUGCUUUUGAGCUUGAUCAGUUUGAGUGGCAAAGACGGACUGGCCAUUCACACACUGAUGCUUCAGAGCCAGAGACUGACCAUACACUGGGAACAAUAUUUGGCACUUAUCUUUUAAUGGACACCUCUCCUCCACGAGUACAGAACGAUACAGCUUGGCUACUGUCACCUUUUCUAGAGUCUCCAAUGAUCCACUGUGUCAAAUUCUGGUACUACAUGCAGGGCAGUGACAUAGGCUCUCUGACAGUGAAACAGCAGUGGGCUGAUCACUCAGUUGUGGAUCUGUGGACAAGACAUGGAAACCAGAGUGAAAAAUGGCUUCAAGGCUUUGCACUAAUGUCGAUAGAUAAGCUGGAAAAGUACAGGGUCAUAUUUGAAGGUGUGGUUGGAGGUGGUCCAAAGGGUGACAUUGCCAUCGAUGACCUGUCCAUUGAGUCUGGCACGCUGUGUUUGACUGAGCCCUUACCUCCCCCAUCCUGCCAGUUCCAGUGUGGAGGAGGGUGGGGACAAUGUGUCACGCUGUCCGAAGUCUGCAACUUCAAGACAGACUGUGAAAGCACAGCUGAUGAGACAUUCUGUGGUUAUGAUUGCACCUUUGAAGAAGAGGGUGCCUGCGGAUGGAGUGAUGACAGUCAGGGUUCUUACAGAUGGCAUAUUGGCAGUGCAUCAACAUCUGAAUUGAAUUUGGGACCCAAUUAUGACCACACCACACUAACAAGUCAUGGUCACUAUAUCUAUGUGGAUACUAGAUUUGGUAGUGAGGGAAGCCAGGCUAUUUUACGGAGUCCCCAGCUGAAGCAAGCCAGCGCCACAUGCCAGAUUGUGUUCUGGUAUCACAUGGAAAGAUCAAAGACAGGAGCCCUCUGGUUAUCCCAUGUCAUUGAAUCCAGAGAUACUCUUCUUUGGAGCCUGUCAGAGAUACAGGGUGAUGUGUGGAGGAGAGAGGUGGUUCCUCUGGGUAGGAUUGUCCAUGAGUUCCAAAUUGUGUUUCAAUCUCAUGUGUCUACUGUUCUGGAAGACAUUGCCCUGGAUGACAUCUCUUUUGAAAACUGCGCCUUACCAGAGUUUAAGCCACAGUGUGUUGAGCAAGAGUUCCGUUGUGGGAGAGGGUCAUGCGUGUCUGCAGAUCGCCUGUGUGAUUUCACUGAUGACUGUGGGGACAACACUGAUGAAAACAACUGCGAUGCCUAUCCUGGUCGCUGUAACUUUGAGUCUGGCCUCUGUAGCUGGACCCCAGUGAGUCAAGAUGGGGUCAAAUGGUCUGUGGGAACAGGUGGUAAUAAGCCUCUGACUGAGUUAUUCCCAAAUCGGGAUCACACAACAGGGACAUCUGCAGGUCAUUUUUUAUUCAUUGACAUCCCAAACCUGCCCCAGGGAAGCCAUGCUGCUCGAAUAGGCAGCCCUCUGCUGACUAGUGCCUCUCAGUGUGAACUGCGUUUCUACUACUACCUGUCGAGUCACAAGGCUGGUGCUCUGAGGGUCUACCUGAGGAACUCCAAUGACGGACCACUCGAACUACUGUGGGAAAGGCAAGAAAAGAUUGGCCAAUACUAUGAGAGAGUUGCUGUGGCAUUGAUCAGCCAGUAUCCAUUCCAAGUAAUUAUUGAAGGAAGUGUCCGUGAUCUAGCCGGCCUGGGAUUGGCUGUUGAUGACAUCUCAUUCUCAUCAGGCUGUAGGACCUAUGAAGGACAGCUUCCUCCAGGUUCCACACAGUUACCUCCAACAGUAAGUCCUUGCUCAGACAAUGACUUCCAAUGUGGUGAUAAUCGGUGCAUCCCAGUCUUCUACUGCUGCGAUGGAGUUCCUCACUGCUCCGAUGGACGAGAUGAAGCCACCUGUGGCACUUGUGCAUUUGAGGAGACGAUGUGUGGGUGGAGAGAUCUUAGCACAGGCUUGCAGGCUUGGAGACUACAGCAGGGUUUUACAGCAGGUGGUACUGCUCCAGACACAGACCACACCACUGGGACUGCAUCAGGCUGGUAUAUCUUUGUGGACUCCUGGACUGGUGUGUUCGAAAGUGAAGCUAUUCUUGAAAGUCCAGUGCUUGGCGAGUCAGCCAGUUCUUGUACAGUGAGCUUUUGGUACCACAUGCCAGGACAUGAUGAUUCUUACCUCUCCCUCUUCAUUGUCCAUAAAGAACAGCGAGAGAUCUGGUUUCACAUUGCAGAAGGGGAAAAUCAGUGGACUCAGGCAGCAGUCAGAAUAGGGAGACAACCCUUUGGAUAUAAGUUACAUUUCAAAGUCUGGACAAUGUCAGUUCUCGGGCGUGUGGCUUUGGAUGACAUCAGUUUAAGCAACUGCUCAUUUCCAGGUCAGAUUGAUGUCAAGGCACUAACUUGCAAGAUGCUCCACCUCACCCCUAUAUGUGGAUUCGUUGUUGCUGAUAACCCUGAUAAUUGUGGUGUCAUCUGCAAACUUAAUAAUGUGGUUCCUGCUAUAAGUGACUGA